This is a messenger RNA of Cryptotermes secundus, 2341 nucleotides long. RefSeq names its product N-fatty-acyl-amino acid synthase/hydrolase PM20D1. The transcript has 9 exons. The coding region runs from base 24 to 1619 and encodes 531 amino acids. Gene Ontology annotation, molecular function: metallocarboxypeptidase activity; hydrolase activity, acting on carbon-nitrogen (but not peptide) bonds, in linear amides. The record is from RefSeq and is a predicted model, not a curated record. Lineage: Eukaryota; Metazoa; Arthropoda; Insecta; Blattodea; Kalotermitidae. Gene Ontology annotation, biological process: amino acid metabolic process.
CACAUAUACUAGAGGAUAUAAAGAUGGGGCUAGCGAGCAAGCGGAAAGGACAUUGGAGGUACAGGUGCUGGCAGAAGUUGUUCCUAGCUCUCAUAGGCUUCCCUCUGGCUGCUGGACUCUUAUUGGCGUUCGUAGCAAUAUUCCGAGCAGUGUUCGUUCAUCAGCAAAACCAGUCCGUUCUCCAUAUCUUAAAUAAUCAAGUUGUGGACAAAAUUGAUGAAAGCCAGAUUAUGCAGAGGGCUGAACGAUUGGCAGGAGCACUGAAAAUUCCUUCUGUAUCAUAUGCAACAGACAACCAAGAAAAGGAGGCUCUCCUGCAACUGCAACAAUAUCUGCAAACGAAUUUCCCACUGAUUCACAGUGCAACUUUCAUAAAGAAGGAAGUUAUCAACACGUACAGUCUCCUGUACACAGUUGAGGGCACAAUCAAAGGGAAGCUUCCAUAUUUGCUUGCUUCACAUUUAGAUGUUGUCCCAGUUGAUCCUAGCACUUGGGAAGUCCCUCCUUUCAGUGGAAAAAUUAUCAACAGAACGUACAUCUAUGGAAGAGGUGCUAUUGAUGACAAAUGUGGAGUACUGGGGAUUAUGGAAGCUGUUGAAUACAUAAUACAGAAAGGAGAAAGGCCACAAAGGACAUUUUUCAUGGCUUUUGGGCAUGACGAAGAAAUUUCAGGGAAGCGGGGUGCUCAAGAAUUAGCAAAAACUUUGAAAGCCCGGGGAAUUGAUCAUCUGGAUUUUGUUUUGGAUGAAGGUUUUCCUUUAACAAAGGAUCUAAUUCCAGGAACAGAUAAGCAUAUUGCCAUGGUCGGCAUCUCGGAGAAGGGCACAGCCACUCUGGAACUGAGUGUAUCUGGUAAUCCAGGUCACUCCAGUUUCCCCCCAGAAGAGUCAGCCAUUGGCAUCUUGGCAGCAGCUGUUGCUCGACUGGAAGAAAACCCACAACCAUCACUUCUUGGCAAAGGACCUGAAUCUGCAACUUUUAAAUACCUGGCUCCCCAUGUUUCUUUCUUUUAUCGUCUUCUCUAUAACAACUUGUGGCUAAUUUCUGGCUUGAUGGCUCGAGAAAUGGAACGUGUGGCUCUCACUAAUGCUUUCGUUCGCACUACCACUGCUAUUACGGUGUUUCAUGGCGGAAUUAAGGAUAAUGUGGUUCCCCCAUCAGCCAAAGCAGUGAUCAAUCACCGUGUUCAUCCUUCUCAGACAGUGGCCGAGGUGAUUGCAUACGAUCGUAAAAUUAUCUCUGAUCCGAGAGUACACAUCCGGGUGAAGACCUCCCGUGAAGCACAUCCUGUAUCUCCAUUUGGGCAGGAUUGCAUUCCCUUUCAGAUGAUUGUGAUUAGUAUCAAGCAAGUGUUUACAGAUGCUGUGGUUGUUCCAGCUGUCUUCAUUGCCAACACUGACACACGGUGGUACUUAAGUUUCACUACAAAUCUGUACCGGUUCCUGCCAACUGUUGUCAUGCCAGAAGAUGUCAGCCGUUACCAUGGAAACAAUGAGCGUAUAUCAGUCCAACACUACCAUCAGGCUGUCAGCUUCUAUUACCGUGUUAUCAAGAAUGCUGAUGUGUUGAUUGACCAAGUACCAGCGUCCACUGUCAACAAUGGUGAUGAAGAAUUAUAAGUAAUUAGUAAAAGGAUGUGGCUAAAAUACAAAUGUGUAACUUUUGUGGCAAACAAAAUUAGCUUCUUUAAUUUAUCUCAAUCCCCAUUUGAAAAGGUUUAAAUUAGGUAUAAUAUGCUGACAUCAUGGCACUGUAGUUAUUAUGUUUGAAACCUGCACAGCUGUGAUCAGCAUGAGAUGCAUAUGUCUUAAGCACCUGGGUGCUUUACAGUAUAACCUGGCAAAGCGCUGAGCCGACUGGUUUGAUGGCAAUAAGAUAUGAUAUUUUGAAAUGUACAAGAAAGAAAACAGAUGCGCCUAAAAUCCAUAAAACUUGACAACUGAAACAAAGAAGUGUGUUCGUUUUGAAUUCAGGCAUUAUGAUUUAAAUUUAAAAACCUUUUGUUCAAGGAAUUUUAAGACCAUCUUUCUUCUCCUUUUCGCCGAAUUUGAUAACAUUUUAAAUUACAUACCCAUUUUGGCCCCACAACGCUUCACCAAUGAGAAGUCAUGGUGUACUGGCUAUGAAAAUGGCUGCACAUGUAAAGUAACAGUUAUGUUAUGCAUGAAACUUCUCACCAUAACUGUUCUUCAUUUUGGCAGGUUAUAUACACAGCAGUAUGAUAACAUCUCACAAAUAACAGCUCUGAUAGAGUUUUGAGAGCAUGUUCAGCCCUAUUAUUAUUUUAUUGUUAGUGGGGUGCGACUAAGUCCCUUGUACUGUGGCCACUUCUGGCCUAUUG